AUCGCUAGUGAAGAGUGACACUUAAAUCGGCUUUUUCAGAAUGUGGAAACUUCUAAUAGUUGCGAUUUUCGCAAUAAAUAAUUGCAAUGCUGUGCUUGAAAGCGAUGCCAAUACUCUGGUAUUGUUGGACAAUUUAGCCAUUCGUGAAACGCAUUCAAUUUUCUUCAAAACAUUGCAAGAUCGCGGAUUUAAGCUAACCUAUAAGCUAGCGGACGACUCCGGUCUGUUGCUCUCUCGCUAUGGCGAAUACCUAUACAAGAAUCUAAUUAUCUUCGCGCCCAGCGUUGAGGAAUUCGGCGGUGACAUCAGCGUGGAGCGUCUGGCACAAUUCGUGGACGACGGUGGCAAUGUUCUGGUUGCGGGCAGCGAGAAAUCCGGUGAUGCUCUGCGUGAAUUCGCCUCUGAGUGCGGCUUCGAGCUGGACGAGGAAAAUGCUGCCGUCAUCGAUCACUUGCACUACGAUGUGAGCGAUGCGGGCGACCAUACAACUAUUCUCACCUCGGCACGGAAUCUGGUUGAUGCGGCGAGCGUGGUGGGCAGCGAGAAUCGUCAGGCGAAUGCGGCGCCGCUGCUAUAUCGCGGCACGGGACUCAUUGCGGACAAGGAGAAUCCUUUGGUCUUGAAGCUGCUGACGGCGGAAAGCAGUGCCUACAGCUACAAUCCAGACUCCAGCGUUUCGGACUAUCCGCAUGCUGUGGGCCGCGGCACGCUGCUAAUUGCCGCUCUGCAGGCACGCAACAAUGCACGCGUCGUCUUCUCCGGCUCGCUGCACUUCUUUGCCGAUGAGACCUUCACCAUGGCCGUGCAGUAUGCGCAGAGCGGCGCCUUCCACAAACAGGCUGGCAAUCGGGCGGUCGCCGAAGCCAUCAGCAAAUGGGUGUUUGGCGAGAGCGGCAGACUGCGUGUGGCUUCUGUGCGCCACCACAAGGAGGGCGAAAGUCAGCCGCCAGAGCAGGCAUACACCAUAACAGAUCCCGUGGUCUAUACGAUUGCCAUCGAGGAGCUGGUGCUGGGCAAUUGGCAGCCGUUCAAAGCAAACGAUAUUCAGCUGGAGUUUGUGCGCAUCGAUCCGUUUGUGCGCGCAUUCCUCAAGCAAACGAGCAGCGGCAGCUACGAGGCCAGAUUUAAGAUACCCGACGUCUAUGGUGUCUAUCAGUUCAAGGUCGACUACAAUCGCAUCGGCUAUACGCAUCUGUACAACACGACCCAAGUGUCGGUGCGUCCACUGGAGCACACACAAUACGAACGAUUCAUACCCAGCGCAUUCCCCUACUACACCAGCGCCUUCUCCAUGAUGAUUGGCGUCUUUGUCUUCUCGUUUGUCUUUUUGCACUUCAAGGAGGAAUCGGCCACCGGCAAAUCCGCCAAGGACGACAAAAAGACUCAAUAGAAUAGAAUAGUAUAUGAACAAAUUGUGCAACAUUUUUAAUCAGUUCGUAUAUUGCAUUUAAAU
This is a messenger RNA of Drosophila novamexicana, 1453 nucleotides long. It is a transcript of the gene Ost48, whose product is annotated as dolichyl-diphosphooligosaccharide--protein glycosyltransferase 48 kDa subunit. The coding region runs from base 41 to 1390 and encodes 449 amino acids. Gene Ontology annotation, cellular component: endoplasmic reticulum membrane; oligosaccharyltransferase complex. The transcript has 2 exons. The record is from RefSeq and is a predicted model, not a curated record. Lineage: Eukaryota; Metazoa; Arthropoda; Insecta; Diptera; Drosophilidae.